This is a messenger RNA of Saccostrea echinata, 951 nucleotides long. RefSeq names its product piggyBac transposable element-derived protein 4-like. The record is from RefSeq and is a predicted model, not a curated record. The transcript has 3 exons. Lineage: Eukaryota; Metazoa; Mollusca; Bivalvia; Ostreida; Ostreidae. The coding region runs from base 113 to 775 and encodes 220 amino acids.
UAAAGAGCAUCAUAUCACUUUCGACAGUUUUUUCACCAGCCCCAAACUGGUAUAUGAUCUCUUGGACAAGCAAACUCACAGCACAGGAACAGUGAUCAAAUCUCGAAAGGAUAUGCCUUCCAGUUUUAAGAACGCAAUAAUGCAGAAAGGAGAUGUUAAGGUUAAAACACGUGCUGGAGUAAUGGCUGUUCAGUGGGCAGACAGGAGAGUUGUAUCUUUGUUGACCACUACUGGUUCCGCGAGGCAGAUACAAACAACAAAUGGAAAGGGUCGUGAAGUUUCUAUCCCUGCCAUUAUAGACACCUACAAUCUUACGAUGGGAGGGGUCGAUCUCGGAGAUCAACUUAUUCUCCAAUUUGAGCCACAGUUCAAGAGUUUAAAGAUGUGGAGAAAACUCCUAUUUCACUCUCUUGUAACCGCAGCAGUAAAUGCCUAUAUUUGCUAUCGAGAUUCCUUUAUUGUACAACACAAAAUGGACCAUCUGAAGUUUCACCAGCAGCUUUGCCAAGAACUUAUUGGGGGUUUUCGACAGGGUAGCAGGAACAGACAGCUGCGUAUAAUACCAGUCCAGCACAGAACCUUGGCAAGAUUGUCUGAGAGGCACUUUCCGUCUAAAAUACCAGAUGGUAAGCGUAAGAGAUGUGCUGUUUGCGCGGGACAUGGAGGCGGAUUCAGGAAAACAAGAAUUCAGUGGUGGUGUGAGGACUGCAGGGUCGGACUCUGUGUAGAAGGAUGCUUUAGGAAAUUUCACACGAGGAUCAAUUUUGAGGAGUAAUUGGAACACAGAUAUGACAAACUAUUACUCUACUCAAAAAAAACUGUCUUGUGUUUAAUCUAAGUGUGGUGUGUGUGUGCGAGAGAGAGAGCGACAAUUUUUUUAUUACCUAUAUUUAUAUUCUUAUUACGGAUGAAUUAAACCUACUUACAGCAGAGCUGGCGUCUGUCAUAAAG